CAAAGCGAAAAAGUUAAAAAUAAAUGUUUAUUGUGCACAGUUAAAAUACUAAAUUUAUAUACAUAUAUAUAUACAUGGAAAGUUGAAAGAAAAGCGGAAAAUGCAAUAACCCAAGUGAAUUCGCUAUAUUAAUAAUGUGCACUCGUGUUUAUGGAUUUCUAUUAUUACUACUAUUUUUUUGGCGUGCAAAUUAUUUAAUUUUUAAAUUAUUAAACCUCCAACUCCGCCUACGCAUGUGUACAUAAAUCUCAAAAACCUAGUGCUUAAGCGAUAAAGUUUUGAAAACUGGGCCACACCAACCCAACGUGUAGGCUUUAAAAAUAUUCACACACAUACAACAACACACAUACAUAAAUCCGCUUUGAAGGCAAUUGAAGUAGAUCUACGCACCACAAUCUCUUAAUAUCCGUGAAGAAAAAAUUAAGGUGGAAAUUGUCGUCAGUAAGUUAAAGGUGAGCAGGACCCAUCGACGCGUAGGAAGGACGAGAGCGAGCCGGCAACGCACACGUCGCUGCUGCCGAAUAAUGAGUCGUCAUGAAGGUGUAAGCUGCGAUUCAUGUCUCAAAAGUAACUUUAAUGGACGCCGCUACAAGUGUUUAAUCUGCUAUGAUUAUGACCUGUGUGCCGAUUGCUAUGAGGAAGGCGUCACCUCCACUCGCCAUCUGGUUGAACACCCAAUGCAAUGCAUCCUCACACGCUCCGAUAUUGAGUUGUAUUUUGGCGGAGAGAUGCUAACAUCCGAUCAGCCGCAGUCCUUCACGUGUCCUUAUUGCAAGAAAAUGGGCUUCAGCGACGCAACACUUCUGGAGCACGUCUCCUCGGAGCACACAGAGACAAGUCUCGAGGUUGUGUGUCCUGUUUGCGCGGGAUUGCCCGGCGGUGAGCCGAAUCUAGUCACAGACGAUUUUGCUGGUCAUCUAACAUUGGAGCAUCGGCAAGGACCACGCGAGCUAAUAUCGUUUUUGGACGAACCGUCAGCUAUUCGCCAUGGUGGAGGUGUGCGUCGCAUGCCAGGACGCACCUUGGGAGGGCCACGCACGCGUCGCUCCAACAUGCACUUCAGCUCUUCGACCGGCCUCUCGGCACUAUCGCCUUCGGGUCGCGAAUCUGUCGAUCCAAUUGCGGAACUGCUCUCACAGCUGUCCGGCGUCAGACGUGGCGGACCCCCAACAUCGCAAUUGCAACAAUUGCAGAUGCAAAUGCAGUUGGAUAGACAUCAAGUUACGGCAUCGCGCCAAAUCGAUCGCUUGCCAAGACGCGCGCAUCCCAUAGUCUCAACAUCGAAUUCAAACGCUACAAUGGCGGAGGUGAUUAGCGGUAGCAGCGGAGGAGGCAGCGGGGGAGCAGUUGGUGUACUGAUGAGUGGCAGCGGUGCGGUCGGAGGUGGAGCCGGGGGCAGUCUAAGUGCCAGCAGUGUGAAUGCGCCCGCCAAUCUGCGCACAACCGAAUGGCCGGUGACAGCGAGCUUCUCAACAUCGACCAACAAUCAUCAGCAGACGCAGUCGAGCAGCCUGGCCGCCAACACACUCAAUGCCAGAGAAUCUGGCGGCAACAGCUGCAGCAACAAUGGCAACAAUCCGCUUGGUAUAAGCGUUGGAUGCGGUGGUAACGGUGGCAACAGCGGCACAACCGGUCAGCCCGGUGGUGGUGGGGGAGGUGCUGGAGAGGCACAGUCGCAGUACUUGCUGGCCAAAUUCAUGCAGCCCACUCUAAGCGAUGCCGAGUGGGCGGAGGUGGAGCGAAAGCGUUCAGAUCGUUCGAUGUUUGUGCAGGCGUUGCUGUUGUCGCUGCUCUGCACGGAAUCGUUGGAUCUAAAUGCAGCGGAUAGCAGUGAUGAGGCAUCGUCUUCGUCAUCGGCGUCGGCGUCAUCGUCUCGGGAACAGCAGACCAAGAGUGAUAAUGUAAAUAAGGAGCAGGCGAACAGCCAGCAACAACAGCAGCAGCAGGAACAGGAAUCCAUGAUAAACAAUAAUGCGAGUGUGGCUGCACAGCAGCAACAACAACAACAGCAGCAGCAGCAGCAACAAACGUUGCGCCGCCAGCAAGUGAAUCAGAUGCAGCAGACCUCGCCGGAGGAUUUCGUUUGCGAUGAGUACAAGCAGCAACAGCAGCAGCAGAAAAAGAAGAGCGCUACAGGGGGUGGGGGAGGAGGAGGCGGGGCGACAACCACCGGGGGUGGCGCGUGCGCUGGCGUGAAGCCAACAGCUGAUAGAGGCAUUGAAAGACGUGCUCGUCCGCCUCCACCAGCAGCAGCGAGCAGCGCCAUGAGCGUUAGCGUUGGGGGCGGAGCAGGGGGAGUGACAGCUGCCACGGGCUCACAGCAGCAACAACAACAACAAUCGGCCCAGCAAAAAUACAAACAAAAUGCGAGUGCAGCGAACACAAAUCAAAUUCCGGACACUAGGUAGUGCUAUGAAAGCCCAAAACGCAACACAGUUGCCAUUGGCGCCAAGGCUUGAGGCGGAAACCCAAUUGAUGGACUCAUCAUCACGUCAGGAACCAUAACCACAACCACAAACAUAACCGACAACACCAUACACAACAACAAGAACACUACCACAAUAAAUAGAAGAAGAACAACAACAAUUUUAAGAAUAACAGCAACAACAACAAUAGAAUUAGAGGAGCAGUGCUGAACAGGAUGCCGAUAACGUUUAGAAUGAGGUUGGAUGACUAGUGAGCCGUUGGCGACAGUGUCCACACACACAUAUACAUACACAUCCGCAAACACACACACAUAUACACCGGAUACGUUGCCAACGUAGCGCAGCAACAGCAAUUUUGUCAAAAAAAAAAUCUAAAAAAAAUAAAAUUAAAAACUAUAUUAUAUAUAUCGUUUAUUAAA
This is a messenger RNA of Scaptodrosophila lebanonensis, 2845 nucleotides long. It is a transcript of the gene Kcmf1, whose product is annotated as E3 ubiquitin-protein ligase Kcmf1. The coding region runs from base 525 to 2408 and encodes 627 amino acids. Gene Ontology annotation, cellular component: plasma membrane. The record is from RefSeq and is a predicted model, not a curated record. The transcript is spliced from 7 exons. Gene Ontology annotation, biological process: synaptic signaling. Lineage: Eukaryota; Metazoa; Arthropoda; Insecta; Diptera; Drosophilidae. Gene Ontology annotation, molecular function: zinc ion binding.